Molecule: messenger RNA, 555 nt
Organism: Vicia faba (fava bean)
Lineage: Eukaryota; Viridiplantae; Streptophyta; Magnoliopsida; Fabales; Fabaceae
Source: the annotation of a GenBank genome assembly
AUGAUGUGGAGGAAAUUGUUGCGUUCACACGCGCGUUCAUUCGCCACACGUGCGUCGCACUCCCACCACAACAACCACCGCGAAAAUCACAAGUUCCUCUCGCCGAGCUCCUUUGUUGGAAGCUGGCAAGCUCCGAAGGAUCCUAAGGAAGCUGAAGCUAUGCUUGCUCAGCUUCGGAGAGACUAUGCAAAGCAAGUGAAGGAGGUUCGGAAGGAAUACAUAAGAGAAAUGGAGGCUAUGGCGUUGGAGAAGCAACGGAAGGAUGAGGCUCGGAGGGAAUUGCUUAGAGUUGCUAAUGAAGAGCGGAAGAAACUUAAGGCUCAGGCUGCAGAAGUUAGGGCUCAGGAACGGAAUAUUGCUCAACAACAGUUUCGAGAAACUCUUUUAAAAGAGAGAGCAGAGAAACUUGAAAAUUGGAGAAUGAAAGCCAAGAAGCAUGAAGAGAAGAAGGCCGAGAAGAAAGAAUUAUUGCAUAAACGAAGUUCAUUGUGGGUUGAUGAAGCCGAACUUGAGAAGGAAAUAACAAAUGUUGUAAUUGCUACAACGUAUCUUUGA